GUUUGUUUAUUUAUUCGUGUAACAACCUGGAAGCAGAACUAGCAAACGUCACGUAUAAAUACUUCCGGUCCGCUGGAAUAACUUCCGGUCCGUUGUAGUCUGUGGUAAACAUCGGAGAUUUGUUCAUUAAAGACACGUGACAAUGACUCGACACGGCAAGAACUGUACUGCUGGAGCAGUGUACACUUAUCACGAGAAGAAGAAGGACACAGCUGCUUCCGGUUACGGCACUCAGAAUGUGAGGUUGGGGAAAGACGCCAUCAAAGAUUUCGACUGCUGUUGUCUUUCGUUACAGCCGUGUAGAGACCCUGUGGUGACUGAGGAUGGCUACCUGUAUGAAAGAGAAGCAAUUCUGGAGUACAUCCUCCAUCAGAAAACUGAGAUUGCCAAGAAGAUGAAGGCGUAUGAGAAACAGAAGAAGGCUCUAAGGAGUGAGGGAAAGUUGGAGUCAGGGUCAGAGGAGAGAGAGAAGAUUGAGAAGUUCAAGAAUAAAGAGAGCAGCAUUGUCUCCAAACCCAUUAACCCUUUCAUCACAGGUCAGAGUAAAGAUUCAUCCCCGAGUGGCUCAAUGAGCUCUUUCAGCUCGUCCAGCUCUGCCUCAGUGUCCACAGAAUCCACUUCCUCCUCCAGUCUGCCCAGUUUCUGGAUCCCCAGCCUGACCCCUGAGGCCAAACCCACGCUGCUAAAGAAACCGUCUAAGACAGUGUUGUGUCCGAUGUCGGGUCGUCCUCUAAAGAUGAGUGACCUGAUAUCGGUGCGUUUCACUCCGCUGGACAGCAGCCUAGACAGAGUGGCCCUGCUGACACGCCAGGACAGAUACGUGUGUGCGGUGACCAAAGACACGCUGGGGAACUCGGUCCCCUGUGCACUGCUCAGGCCUUCAGGGUCAGUGGUCACUCUGGAGUGUGUAGAGAAGCUCAUACGUAAAGACAUGAUCGACCCGGUCACAGGAGACAAGCUGAAAGAGAAAGACAUAAUAGUCCUGCAGAGGGGCGGGACAGGAUUCGCUGGUUCUGGACUUGAUCUCUGUGCUAAAGAGGCUCGACCCGUCAUGCAGGCGUGAGCUCCUGUAUGUAACCCCACCCUUUACUCCGUGUGUGUUGUUUACAUUCAGUAAGAUGUUUCAUCCUUUAGCCCUGAUGGUGUUUGUGCAGUCUGAUGAUUAAUGACACAAACAGGAUUGUUGUUUGUGUAGUUUUUUGCUCCAUGCUCUAUAUACACACUUUAAAUAAGUUUUGUUUUUGUAAAAUAAAUUUUUAUUUCCAGAUCCUA
Molecule: messenger RNA, 1272 nt
Organism: Tachysurus vachellii
Lineage: Eukaryota; Metazoa; Chordata; Actinopteri; Siluriformes; Bagridae
Gene: nosip
Product: nitric oxide synthase interacting protein
Exons: 10
Coding region: 143-1063 (306 amino acids)
Cellular component (GO): nucleus
Molecular function (GO): ubiquitin protein ligase activity
Source: RefSeq, a predicted model, not a curated record